Messenger RNA from Kuraishia capsulata CBS 1993, 1191 nucleotides. RefSeq lists its product as uncharacterized. The transcript has a single exon. NCBI's taxonomy places the organism in Eukaryota, Fungi, Ascomycota, Pichiomycetes, Pichiales, Pichiaceae. Gene Ontology annotation, cellular component: endoplasmic reticulum. The coding region runs from base 1 to 1191 and encodes 396 amino acids. The record is from RefSeq and is a predicted model, not a curated record. Gene Ontology annotation, molecular function: adenyl-nucleotide exchange factor activity.
AUGAAAAUUGGAAUCCAGGCAAAAGCCUUGUUAUUAGCUUCAUUUCUCUGUUUGGUGUUUGCAUUAGAAGAUCCGUCGCUUGUGUGUCCGGACGAUAACCCCGAGAACUGCUAUCCAUUGGAAUUCGAACCCACUACAGAGUGGCAGGAGAUCAGGUCUGGACAACGCCUCCCUCCAGGGUUACACGUUAGGUUGGACAUGAGUACUGGGGUACAGCAAGCAAAGCUGGUGGACCCUUCAGAAGGUGAAGAAGGAAAAAACGAUGAUGUUAUUGCGGUGGUUGUUGAAGAAUCACCCGCUACUGAACAGCCGGCAAGGGACACUUCCUUUAAGGAAAACGCCCGGAUACCCAAUCACGAGCGGGAUGAGUUUUCCGUGGCAAUGGAGACAGUCUCAGAGGCUGUGUCAGGAAAGGAGGUGGGUGAAUCUGUUCUGAUUGAAAAUCUGGAGGCUCUGAGUCAUCUGGCGCACGAGUAUGACUUUGGUGUUAAACUGUCUAGAGAUAUGGAACCAUUAUUGAAGUUGACUGGAUUGACAUCAGGAAACAGCGAUUGGGAUGUCUUUCAGGUCAGAGAACCUGCUUUGAGGGUGAUUGCGGCUUCCUUGCGGAACAAUGGGGUUGCUCAAGCCACACUGCUAGGAGACACUGUAUCAACGAAGAACACUGCUUUGGUCCAGAAACUUUUACAGACUAUCACGACCGAAAAAGAUGCAAUUCUCCAAAAACGUCUUUUGGGAGUUCUGAGUGCAAUUCUGCAGGAUCAAGUUGGAGUCCAGGUUUUUAAUGAGAUUUCUGGCACAGACCAACUACUGUCUACAUAUCCGCUAAUAGCCCUUCAUGCACAACCACGAGUUGUUCAAAUCCUGGAAGAUUUAGAAGCCGAUGGCGAGAAAGCCGAGGAUCACGAGAAAAGAGAAUAUCCUGAAGACGAUUUUGUUCCGAGGUUGCUUCAGAAACGUCUCUUACAAACGAAAGCUGACGAUGCUACUGGAAAAUCUCUCCUGGAAGCGUUGGUAUUACUCAAAAAUAAAAACACCGGAUUGAAGGCUUCUUCUGAGUUGUUGAACUGGCUUAGCAGUGAAGCCAAAAGAGUUGCCAAUAAGGACUACUCUGCCCGCUUGGUUGAGAUCAGACACAGAGUGUUUGGCAAUCCGAUGGGUAUGAGAAAAGCAUUUGCAGAUGAGUUGUGA